AUGACUUAUGCUGGCAUGACUGUUCAGGCCUACCUCUCAGAAUUCCACAAUUCCAUCUCGCGCCUUCGAGCCCUUUCACGAAACUUUGCCUUGACUUUCAAAGUCUCCACAAUGAGCGCAGAGAAUCGUGGUUCGCUCGCUUACUGCGGCUCAAAUAAUCCACUCGCUGUUCCGAGCACGAUACGCAAGGAUAUCGUCGAACUCAUCAUAGAGGCAGCGCCAUCGAGUCUUAUCACAAACGGUCUGGGACGAUGGCUCUGCCCUAGGUGUUCCGUAGACAAAAAGAAUGCCGGGGAAUACUGGCUCUAUCUUCCCGCUUUCGGAUUCGAACAGUUCACUGGCCCUAACCCCAUGAUCGCGGUCCCUAAGGAGAAAUCCAGCAACGAAUGUCAAACUCCGGCAGCGACUCCGUUCGAAUUCGAAUCCGAAUACUCGUAUAGCGAGUCAUCCGACACUUCCGAGGAGGUUGAAUACGUUGACGACAAAAAUCGUGAUCAUUGGACCUAUACCAAGUACAGGAAAGCUGCCGGAGAAGCUGCCCAGAAAGGCCUCUGCGAAGACUGGAAGGAGAAUUUCUACCAGCAACUCACCAACUGGAACGGGGAGACUUCGAACUCAGCAUUCUACGCCAACUUGCCGCAGGUCCGUACUUGCCUGAACCAAAUUUAUUUUCUCGAUGGCGAGCUCCGUCGAAACUCUACUCCAUGUGGUUUCUCCAUCGCUCCGUACUUCAAAUACGAAUUCUUUCGGAAGGAGACGUUCGAGAGCAAGCUGCAACUGCAAAUGCAGGCCAUGGUCUUCCCGAUUCCCGGGCUUGAUGGGGAGAUGAGCAAGAAAAUCGCGUGCCCUAUAUGCGUGGUACGCCGCGACGAUCUCAAGCACGACGAGGAUUUUAAGAAGCACGUUAUGUCUGGUGGGGGCUAUCUCCCCGUACCAGCGAAAGAUCUCCCUUGGCCGCUCCACCUUGAGGGCAUCGAGGUUGUUAAACCAGGCGGCACUCUUGCAGAGAAUUCCUUUCGGAUCUACAUGAACAGCGUUGAGAAUCCGGAAACGCCGGAAGGUUUCGAGGACUGGCCGGAGGAGGCCCAGAACAAGUACACACCGGGAAUCAGAUGCACGAAUCCCCAUAAAGGGCAUGGGCAGUACGAUACACCAUGCCCCUACGUCUUAGGGAUGGGUGUGCAGUAUUUUCGGGAGGAAGGGUACGGUGUUGUGGGAAAACCUAUGCCACCGUUCAAUGGACCAGCUUUCGAGAAGUAUCCGAAGAUAUCUCCUAAGUUCUUGGCGCUGGUAGAGACGGAACUCGAAUGUGAUGAGUCAGAGAUUUCAAAGCCAAUGGAGGAGAGCCUGCAGGACAUCAAGGCAAGCGUGGGCAUUUAUGAUUGA
Molecule: messenger RNA, 1386 nt
Organism: Trematosphaeria pertusa
Lineage: Eukaryota; Fungi; Ascomycota; Dothideomycetes; Pleosporales; Trematosphaeriaceae
Exons: 2
Coding region: 1-1386 (461 amino acids)
Source: RefSeq, a predicted model, not a curated record